AUGCCACACCUCGAAUCUUCCGCGUCCCCGACACCGACACGGAGGAGCCUCUCCACCUUAAGAAAACCCGUCCGCGGCGACCGUUCCGUUGACGGUGGCGACAGCGCUGCCGUGGUGGACGCCAUCCGCCGGGCCACGGUGGAGUGGGGUUUCCAUUUCUUCCACGUGACGGGUCACGGUGUACCCAACGAGGCGAUGCACGCGGCGGUAGUGGGCGUUCCACGAAGCCGACGGCGGGGACGGCAUGUCGGCAGCGACAAGAGGCGGCUCUACUCGCGGGAGCCCGGGAAGGCGGUCAAGUACUACUGCAACUUGGACCUGUUCCAGUCGCCCGUGGCCAACUGGCGCACACGCUCUACUCGCCGCCGACGACGACCUGCCCGAGAGCCGCAGCUGCUCUCCGAGUCGCUUGGGUUCAAACCGAGCUACUUGAGUGACAUAGAGCGCAACCAGGGACAGACUAUAGUAGGCCACUACUACCCUCGAUGCCCCCAGCAUGAAGUCGCCAUGCUUUGGGAGUUUGGGACGAGACGGCAUUCGGACUCUGGAUUCCUGACCAUAGUUCUGCAGGACCAGAUUGGAGGCCUCCAGAUCCUCCGCGAUGACCGAUGGGUCGACGUUGAGCCAACGCCUGGAACAUUUGUCGUCAACAUUGGCGAUCUCCUGCAGUUGGUCUCCAAUGGCAAGUUCAGCAGCGUGGAGCACAGAGUGGUAGCAAACAAUGGCGAACCAAGAGUUUCCGUCGUGUGCUUCUUCAACACUUUCUUCCAUCCGGCUUCCACAAGGAUGUAUGAUCCGAUCAAAGAGCUGCUGUUGGAGGAGAAUCGUCCUUUGUAUAGGGAAACACCCGUCAGAGAUUACGUGGCACGUUACUUCGCUGUUGGACUGGAUGGCAGGGAGAAGACUGCUCUAAAUGAUUUCAGGCUGAUGGCUGCUGCUAGUGCAAAUGAGAGUGUAUGUGCAAGCACGGGAGCAUCCCCUGCUACUGCUCCGGUUGGCACAGGUGAAUCAGCACCUAACCCCCAACCUCCUGCUACUCUGGCAUUGAAGGAAACAACCACGGUUGCUGGAGGUGGAGGUGCUGCAAAUGUUGUCAUUACCGAGGAAGAGACUGGAGUAGAUGGAACUUGCAGUGCGGGAGUUGAGCCUUCUACAAAGAGACAAAAGAAGACUACCUCAAAGGUUUGGGAUUUUUACACCAAGCUCACAGUGACACACAAGAGAGAUGAUGGAACGACAGAGGUACAAGUUUGGGCGAAAUGCAAGAAGUGCAGUUACAAAACUCGUGGGCAACAUAAAGGGACUGUACUGGCAAGUGAAUUUAUCAAGGGAAUCAUGUCUUGGAACCUAGAAAAGAGGUUAUUUGCACUCACCCUAGACAAUGCUUCGAACAAAAAUAAAUGUGUGAUAUCAGUUGUGAAGGAGCUUAAUAAACUUGCUAAGCUGCAGAAGUAUUCUCCUUUGAUAUGUGGUGGCAUUUUCUUCCAUGUAAGGUGUUUAUGUCACAUAUUAAAUUUGGUUGCUCAAAAUGGAUUGACAGUGAUUGGAUCUGCAGUUAAAAAUAUUAGAGCUAUCAUUGUUAUUCUGAAGAACUCUCCAUUGCAGUGGGAGGAAUUUGAAAAGUGUGCUGAUUUUUUUAAUUUGAAUAAUAAAUCUGGUCUUCCAUUGGAUGUUUCUACAAGAUGGAAUUCAACAUAUGAGAUGUUGAGUCAUGCUAUUUAUUAUAGGAAUGCUUUUGACAGGCUAGUGUAUUUACAUAAGGAUAAAUAUAAGCAUUGUGCUCCUUCAGAUGAUGAAUGGGAGAUGGCUGCAUCUUUUUGCAAGUGUUUGAAGUUAUUUAAUGAUGCUACGGUGUUGUUUUCUGGAACUCAAUAUCCAACAGCAAACAUGUUUUGGUGGAAAUUCUGUGACAUAAAGUUAGCAAUUACAGAGUGGUGUGCAAGUGCUGAUAUACUUAUUGCUUCUAUGGCUCAGGCCAUGCAAGAGAAAUAUGACAAGUAUUGGAAAAAGUCCAACAUUGCCCUUGCUGUGGCAUGUUUCCUAGAUCCUAGGUACAAGAAAAGGCUGAUAGAAUAUUUCUUACAAAGGAUUUACAAAGACAGGGCUCCUGCUGAACUUAGUCUGAUCAUGGAUGUUGUGAAACGAUUGUUCAAAGCCUACUUGUCUAGUAUACCGAGUCAAACAUCGAAGGCUAGUGCACAAUCUGAACCUAUUGUAGCUCCAGCUCACACAUCUGAGGAAAAUGCUGAUAUUGAAGAAUUUUUGUAUGAGGACGAAGUGAAUCGUAGUGAGGUAAAAUCAGCUUUCAGUUGUAGUGGGCGUAUUGUUAAUAAAUUUCGCACUCGCCUUGAUCCUGAGAUGGUCGAGGCACUAGUUUGUUCAAAAGAUUGGGGCCUUGCAUCUAAGAAAGAUCGCAACUAUAAGAUAGCAUCAAUUCUCGAAGACUUUUGUGAUACUGUCAGCACUCUAGCAGAUGAGGCUGAGACUGAGAACCAGGCUACUGAAGAAGGCAGUGGCAACGCCGAGGACCAUGAGGACAGCGACUUGGAUGACAUGGACGGUUGGAUUUGGACUACUGAAGAUUGA
This is a messenger RNA of Miscanthus lutarioriparius, 2586 nucleotides long. The record is from the annotation of a GenBank genome assembly. Lineage: Eukaryota; Viridiplantae; Streptophyta; Magnoliopsida; Poales; Poaceae.